Messenger RNA from Rhipicephalus sanguineus (brown dog tick), 823 nucleotides. RefSeq lists its product as uncharacterized. Bases 49 to 780 code for a protein of 243 amino acids. Lineage: Eukaryota; Metazoa; Arthropoda; Arachnida; Ixodida; Ixodidae. The transcript has 2 exons. The record is from RefSeq and is a predicted model, not a curated record.
CGACAGCAAUGGACAACACCGCGCGGCGAGUACAGCUACGCGCAUGAGAUGUCGUCCAGCCGCGCCGGCGGGGGCGACGACGACGUCGACGGGGCGGAGGGCGGCGGGGAGCGGGCCAGGCGAAGCGUGCUCGACACCCGCAACGUGGUGGUCAACCUGCGGGCGCUCGCGAUCACCAGCGUGGCGGUGGACACGUGCAAGCUGGCGCUGGCCACCGUGACCACGGUGCACCGGCAGCCUAACCGGGGCUUCGUCUUCCUCGCCUCCAUCGCCGUGUGGUCGCUGUCCGCCAAGCUGGCCGUCACAGUCGCCAGCCUGGCCGCGUACGGGCUCGUCUUCUGGGCCGCGUCCCGCGAGGCCCGCCGUCCCAUGAUGGUCGCCGCGGCGGUGUUCGCGGUCGCCAUCGCGAUGCGCUUCCUAUUCAUGAUCGAGGGCGCCGUCGUGGUGCUCCAGGAGAGCACGACGCAUGCGUACACCGCCAACUCGAGUUCAGAGCAAGAUGCGGCGCACCUCCAUGUGCUCACCAAGUUAGAGCUUCACGGACCAAUGGUGCAUCUGAAGCAUGAUAUCUUGGACGCUCACAGUUCCAACACAUAUGUUGCACCAGCACCACCUGCUCCAAGAGUUUUGGACAUUGUGCUGAAGAUAUUGCAAGUGAACAUCAUCCACACAUGCUCUGUGGCGGUGCACGUUGUUUUUCUUCUGGUCCUUCGAAAGUACAUGCGAUGCACAAAGGCCAAGCAGCGCCUUGAUGACAUGCCGGCUGAAGCACGGACGUGAAAUCUGAGUGCACAAAGAUGACCUCAAAGAGACAACUCUGCGU